Erigeron canadensis is the source of this 2489-nucleotide messenger RNA. Its product is annotated as probable L-type lectin-domain containing receptor kinase S.5. Gene Ontology annotation, molecular function: carbohydrate binding; ATP binding; protein kinase activity. The coding region runs from base 182 to 2266 and encodes 694 amino acids. Gene Ontology annotation, biological process: protein phosphorylation. NCBI's taxonomy places the organism in Eukaryota, Viridiplantae, Streptophyta, Magnoliopsida, Asterales, Asteraceae. The record is from RefSeq and is a predicted model, not a curated record. Gene Ontology annotation, cellular component: plasma membrane. The transcript is spliced from 3 exons.
GCACUUUCCGAGGAACCACUCCGAACAACCUCCCCCUGGCCUCCUCUCUAAUUUAUUCAACAUCUUAAAAAACCAUCACAUUUCCAAACUUUCAUUUCUUAUUCAUUCUCUCUCUCGUUCUCCCUAUACAAAUUAAACCAAUCUUCACCAACCCUAAACACAGCCCACACCAAUACAUGAAAUGGGAGGUGCAAUAAAAACUGCCACCAUAAUCUUUUUGUUCUUCUUUUUCUUCUCUGCAACCUCAAAAAACUUGAAAAACUUCAGUAAAUCCUUCCAUACAUUCAACAAAACCUUAGAACAAGUAGCCAACUCAGAACUAAAGUUCGAAAACUUUGCAAAAGUUAGCCAAGAUGCAUUACAAAUAACCCCUGACACCGGCAACCCCGGUGUAUUUAAUCUUAAGAACCAAUCUGGUCGAGUCAUGUUCAAGAAACGAUUCAAACUCUGGGAGGGCUCAGCUACUAGCAACUCACGUGUUGCUUCAUUCAAUACAUCUUUUCUUGUCAACAUGUAUCCUCAACCGGAUAACGGCAAACCCGGUGAAGGGCUAGCUUUCUUAAUCGCACCCACAAUAGAUAUUCCACCAAACAGUUUCGGUCAGUAUCUUGGCCUGACUAAUCAAACAACCGACAAUCAAACGAAUAAUGGGAUCGUGGCUGUUGAACUUGAUACUGUGAAACAAUCAUUCGAUAGUGAUAAUAAUCAUAUCGGUCUUAAUAUAUAUUCCAUUCAAUCUGUUGUUUCUAAACCAUUGUCACAAGUUAAUGUUACUUUGGCUCCUGGCCCGGAUCCUGGGUUUCAUAAUGUUUGGAUCCAGUAUGAUGGUGUGGAGAAAGUUAUUCGUGUUUAUAUUGCGGAUCAAGCCCAAAAAGAAUCUCCUACUCCACCUAGGCCCAGAACGCCUAUUAUCGAAUAUCCACUUGAUCUUAGGGGAACUGUGGAUAAGAAUUCGUAUUUUGGGUUUGCAGCUUCCACCGGAGAUCUAGUUGAGUUGAACUGCGUUCUACGAUGGAAUAUUUCGAUAGAUUACUUCCCAGGGCCGAAAAGUAACACAAUGACAAUAUUGCUUAGUGUUGGGAUUCCGGUCGUGUUGGGUUUGAUUGCGUUAUUCGCGUAUUUUGGUUAUCGUUAUUACAAGAAGAGAAUGUUGAAUAGGUCGCAAUCAAAUAUUUUAAGCCGGUUGAGAACGUUGCCUGGAAUGCCAAAGGAAUACAAGUUCCGGGAGCUAAAGAAAGCGACUAAUAACUUCGACGAGAAGAGGAAGUUGGGGCAAGGGGGUUACGGGGUGGUUUAUAAGGGCGUGGUGCAGGAAGAAAACAAUGAAACCGUGGAAGUCGCCGUGAAAUGGUUUUCUAGGGAAAGUCUAAAGGGUGAAGAUGAUUUCUUGGCUGAACUUACGAUUAUUAAUCGUUUAAGACAUAAACAUCUCGUUCGAUUAUUGGGUUGGUGUCACAAAAAUGGAAAGCUUCUUCUAGUCUACGAGUACAUGCGUAAAGGCAGCCUUGAUGCACACUUAUUCACAGUAACUGGUGAGCCAUUGAGCUGGACCUUGCGGCGCAAGAUCUUAGCCGGUGUCGCAUCGGCUCUCCACUACCUUCACUAUGAAUAUGACCAAAAAGUUGUUCACCGAGACAUCAAGGCUAGCAACAUCAUGCUCGAUUCAAAUUUCAAUGCCCGUUUGGGUGAUUUUGGGCUUGCACGUGCCCUUGAUAACGAAAAAACAUCGUACGCUGAGGCUGAAGGCGUUCUUGGAACCGUUGGUUACAUUGCUCCCGAAUGCUUCCACACUGGAAAAGCGACCCAACAUUCUGAUAUUUACGCCUUUGGUGCUCUGCUUAUUGAGGUCGUUUCUGGUCAACGACCUGGAACAAAAAUCAACGGGUUCCAAUUCAUGGUUGAUUAUGUAUGGUCGUUGUAUCGAGAAGGGCAUAUCUUGGAUGCUGUUGAUAAGAGACUAGCAGACGAUUAUGACUCCGAUGAAGCCCAGCGACUCUUGUUAUUAGGACUUGCUUGCUCUCACCCUAUAGCAAGUGAAAGGCCCAAAACCCACACCAUUGUGCAGAUAUUAAAUGGGUCGAUGUCGGUACCACCAGUUCCACCCUUUAAACCAGCUUUUGUGUGGCCUGCAAUGAUGCCAAUUGAUGACAUGUCGCUAGCUACUUCAAUAGACACAACCCCGAUGUCCAUAACUCAAUACGAAACCGAUUGGAGUCCCUUGAGUCGAGAAAAUUACUCAGGCUACACGGAUCGAUCCAUGGUUUAGUUUCUUUUGGUACAACUAUAACCUUAGGUGGGGUGAUUCUUUUUGGUUCUUUUUUUCUUGUCAUUCUAUAUUUGCCUAUUUGGUUUUUCCUUUGGUUUUGGCAGAGGAAAAUCUUCUGCUUGUUAUGAUAGUUUAUAACAGUAAAUUUGUUUGUUAAUUAAUAGGGUCAAUCGGGGACAAGUUAUGGUCUUGUAUAAAAUUUUUGGUCUAUGCUUUUUUUUUU